Molecule: messenger RNA, 1513 nt
Organism: Drosophila rhopaloa
Lineage: Eukaryota; Metazoa; Arthropoda; Insecta; Diptera; Drosophilidae
Gene: Wdr92
Product: dynein axonemal assembly factor 10
Exons: 2
Coding region: 107-1234 (375 amino acids)
Molecular function (GO): ubiquitin binding
Source: RefSeq, a predicted model, not a curated record
GGUAGCCAUGACAACAAAAAGUUGUUUCUUUUCUGAUAAAACCUUAACUUUUCACCGGACUUUGGGAAUGUUACUAAAAUAAUUGCAUAAAAAAGAGAACAUCGGUAUGGAGAAGCCCCAGCUGAUUGAGCACCUGCACGAGGCGGUCAACUACACGGUGUACGACACAAAGUGGGUCCCACUUUCCGCCAAAUUUGUGGUUCUGGGCUCCAAGGCAAAUGGGCAUGGAAUUAUGGACAUCUACGAACUCAACCAGGACAAGCUGGUGAAGGUGAAGUCCGUGGAGAAGAAGGUGGCCUUCAAAUGCGGCACCUUCGGAGCUGCUUCUCUGAGGAACCGCCACAUGGCCAUCGGAGAUUUCGAGGGCAGGCUGCAAGUUCUGGACAUGGAGCAGCCAGAUUUGCCAGUGUACAAUGUCAAGGCCCACAGUGGCAUCAUCAAUACCAUCGAUGCCAUCGGGGGCACUCAGAUCGAUUGCGGGGCGCCGGAAAUCGUCACCGGUAGCCGGGAUGGCGCCGUAAAGGUCUGGGACAUCCGUCAGGGGCAGGCCCCUGUGGUCGAUAUGUCGCCGCCGCCGCAAAUGGGCGAUGGUGUCAACCAAAGUAACGCUCGCCGGGACUGCUGGGCCGUGGCCUUCGGGAAUACCUAUAACGCCGAGGAGCGCAUCGUUGCCGCCGGCUAUGACAACGGAGAUCUGAAGAUAUUCGAUCUACGAUCGCUCUCCAUCCGCUGGGAGGCCACCAUGAAGAACGGAAUCUGCGGUCUGGAGUUCGACCGCCGGGAGAUUCCCAUGAACAAGCUGGCGGUGACCACUUUGGAGGGUGGCCUGCUUGUCUACGACAUGAGAACCCAGCACCCGACCAAGGGAUUCAGCUAUGUGGAGGAGCGUAACGCCGGGCGCAGCGUGGGCACGAACGGCGUGAUCAGCGGACCCAAGGCCACCGUGUGGGUAGUGCGUCAUCUGCCCCAGAACAGGGAUAUCUUUAUCACGGGCGGAGGAACUGGCUCUAUUCGUCUGUGGCAGUACGAGUACCCCGAUAAGAGGGUCAUCGAUGAUUCGGAUGGCAACAAGGUUGGAGUGGCUGGGGCCCUGAACAUGGUCAGUGCAGCCACGUUAAGCACGCAGCCGGUUCACUGCUUGGACUGGCAUCCGGAUAAACUGGGCCUAGCUGUCUGUGGUGCCUUUGAUCAGAGUGUUCGGGUUUUGAUAACCACCAAACUAAACACAUAUUAAGGAGUAGAAAUCUAUGAAACAAGAAACGUCCCAUACUUGUGAUAUCGGAUCAUGGGUAAAUGUAAAUGCAUAGGCUAUUAUUUUUAUGAAUAUGAUAUUGAAUUUAAUUGCCUGAAGUGCAGAAAACUUGUAUUCCUUAACGCUCAUUUGCACACACGACCAAAAAAAAAGAUGAGCUGCUUUGACCUCAAAAAAUAUUACACUAAUCAAAACUAGCAUUAAACAGAUCACGUAAAAUGAUCAAGAAGAACGAAAUAAAUGUUCAUAUAGAAUACAAAA